This is a messenger RNA of Musca vetustissima, 1472 nucleotides long. It is a transcript of the gene Aatf, whose product is annotated as protein Aatf. Gene Ontology annotation, biological process: regulation of transcription by RNA polymerase II. The transcript has 2 exons. The record is from RefSeq and is a predicted model, not a curated record. Lineage: Eukaryota; Metazoa; Arthropoda; Insecta; Diptera; Muscidae. The coding region runs from base 1 to 1467 and encodes 488 amino acids. Gene Ontology annotation, cellular component: nucleolus; nucleus.
AUGUUAAAGAAAACCAAAAGUAAACAAAAAUCAGUGGCAGAGAAAGUAGCCGAAAUCAUUGCCCAUCCCAAUGAAAGCGAUAGUGAAUCGGAAAAUGAGGCAUUAUCGAGAGUGCGAAUGGUUGAUUUCGAUGAGGAUGAAUAUCAAUUGCCCGAGGUGGGAACAACGGAAUUUAGGAAACGUAAUGUAAAGCUGUUGUCUGAACAAAGUUCCAAAUAUAAGGGGAAAAUAGCAUCGAGGAAGGAUUUUGAAGAAGACGAAGAAGAGCAGCAAUAUGAAGAGAGUGAUGAUGAAGAGGAGGAUGAUGAUGAUGAAGCCAAUGAAAGUUAUGAAGAAAGUGAUGAUGAUGACGAGGAAGCUUUAAAGAAAUUUGGGGAUGUCCUAAAGCAGAGCCAGGUUGGUUAUGAUGAUAGUGAGGAGGAUGGAGAAGAUGAAGAAGAAGGAGGAUCUGGAGGAGAAGAGGAUUUGGAUGAUAACGAAAACGACGAGGAUGAUGAAGAUGGUGAAGAGGAAGAUGAUGAUGAAGAAGACGAUGAUGACGAAGAGGAAACCCAAGUCAUUAGCAAAGUAAAUCGUGAUGCCGAAAUUCAAAAAGGUAUUUGUGUACAAAAUCAACUAAAACUAUGGGAACGUUUGCUGGAAAUGCGUAUUAACUUCCAAAAAAUCCUUGCGAAAUCCAAUCAACUGCCUUCACCAACUGAAUUGAAAGAGCUUGAGUCAAAGAGCGAUAAAAAUAAAUCCACAACUCAAGAAGUAACAAGGCAAACCCAAAACUUAUUACAAAAUCUACUAACACUGCAGGAUAACCUCUAUGGCCAAUAUUCGGAAUUGAGUAAAACACUUAAACCCACUGCCACAAAACGUCCUUGGCCUUUCAAGCAAAAAAAUAACAAUGAUGAACCACCCAUUAAGCAGAUGAAUAAUUAUCUGCAAGAUCGUUUUGAUAAUUUCCGUUCAUAUCGUAACACUGUUCUCUUGAAAUGGGACGAUCGUACGAAAUUACUGCAACCCGGUGCUGGAGCUAAGAAAAAAUCAAUGAAUGAAGAAUUUGAUAUUAUCAAAAAGAUCAAUAAUGUCCUAAUGAAUAAAUCGUUACUUGUUCAGAAAUCACAACAAAUAAAAAAUAACAAUCAAACACAGCCGAAUGUUGAGAAUUUAGAAAACCAAGUGGAUGCCACGACAAAUGUAAAUAUUUAUGAUGACAGUGAUUUCUAUCACCAACAGUUGAGAGAACUUAUUGAAUAUAAGGCAAAUACCACAAGUAAUAUGAGCGAGGUGACCAAACAAUAUUUGGAACUACAAAAGCUGAGACAAAAAAUGAAAAAGAAAGUCGACACAAGAGCAAGCAAGGGUAGGAAACUGCGUUAUAUUGUCCACAAUAAACUUAUCAAUUUUAUGGCUCCCCAUGAUAAUUGCACUUGGAAUGAUGAAUCGAAAGAUGAACUGUGUAAAUCAUUAUUUGUAUGAAGAAC